AUGGAGGGAGACACAUUUUCUGGGCUUGGCAAUGGAAGCAGCCAGCUAGAUGGAAAGGCUAUGCAGAGCUUUCAGAAAAGCUUUGGGCAAGUUCAAAAUAUAUUGGAUCAGAACAGGCUGCUCAUCAAUGAGAUUAAUCAAAACCAAGAGUCCAAAAUCCCUCAGGGUCCUCAUAAUUUGAGCAGAAAUGUUGGCCUAAUUAGGGAGCUCAACAAUAAUAUCAGGAGUGUUGUUGAUCUCUAUUCUCAUCUUUCAACCUCCUUCACCAAAUCAAUGGAUGUUGCUUCGUCUGAGGGCGACUCGAGUGGGGCCUUCAAGUCUGAUGGCCACAAGAGGCGUCGCCCCGCUUCUUGA
Molecule: messenger RNA, 354 nt
Organism: Salvia hispanica
Lineage: Eukaryota; Viridiplantae; Streptophyta; Magnoliopsida; Lamiales; Lamiaceae
Product: protein ELF4-LIKE 3-like
Biological process (GO): entrainment of circadian clock; positive regulation of circadian rhythm
Source: RefSeq, a predicted model, not a curated record